This is a messenger RNA of Cuscuta epithymum, 2121 nucleotides long. The record is from the annotation of a GenBank genome assembly. NCBI's taxonomy places the organism in Eukaryota, Viridiplantae, Streptophyta, Magnoliopsida, Solanales, Convolvulaceae.
CUUUUUUUAAAAAAACCGUCCUUUCAAAAAACGAUUACCUUACCAAAUUUCUUCCUUCCCUCAACCCGCUUUCUAGCCUCUUUGAGCAUCUUUUGGCACUGUAUUUUUGUUCUCUAUUUUAAAAAGAUCGGAAGUAUUCUUGAGGAAAGUAUAACGCUUACAGUCCAACAUCUCACCCAAAUUCAUUCAACCUAAACCCAGAGUUCUCUCUUUAUCUGCCUUCGUCACACAUGUCUGGUAAAAUGUCCGAUACUUUGCUGGCUUUGUAAGAAAUUCGAGUACCCUUUUCCUUUUCCUGCUUGCUUGGCCAUGCAAGUUCAGAGCACUUUCCAUUUUCAUUGAUCGAGCUCGGUUUUGGGUUAAGACGCGGAGAAAGAGACAGCGCGAUGAAGAACAAUGAAGAUCAAGCGAGGUCCUUGUUUGGGAUUUCUUUAUCUGAUCGACCAAUAUGGCAGCAAUUCCUCAUUUGCUCAUCUGGGUUCUUCUUCGGUUACCUUGUCAAUGGCAUUUGCGAGGUCUUUUACUUCUUUAUUCUGUGUAAUUUCGCCUUAUUUAUAGAGUUGUGAUUAAGAGAUAAACCCCACAAUGGCCCAGAGUUGGUGAGAAUUAUGUGGUGUCAUCAUUUCGAACAGUAUCAGGCCUUAUGGCUUUAUUACAGUGUUUGAUUUUCUUUGGGUUUGCAUGUCCUAUAUAUAUUUGGAUAAUCCUACAUCCAGAUUUAAUGGUCCACCCAGAUCUACCUCAUAAUCCAACAUCCCAGAUAAGUGAAUGGACACUUUUUUAAAGGAAAAGAAGCCAUCAUGAUAAGCAAAUGAGCAUUCUUAAGAAGAGAGUGAUCUGAAAAACACGAAGAAACAUGAUAAUGGCAAAUUGAAAUGUGCAUCUUGUAGUGGAAAACGAACAGUUAUUGAAAUUACAAAAGUCACACGACUCACACCGGGUGUACCCUACACCCAGGACGUUAGUAAUAUUUGGCAAUUUUAGUGAUUUCACUUGAUAUAUAUAAGGGAGUAUGUGUAUAAUAGGCUUCAGUUCAGCUAUGGGUGGUAUUUUACCUUCAUACAAGGCUUUGUGUACUUAGCACUCAUACGCUUACAAGGUUUCACCACGAAGCUAAUGGUGAACCCCUGGUCAACCUAUGUAAAGCUCUCUGCUGUUCUUAUGGGUUCUCAUGGAUUAACAAAGGGUUCCCUUGCUUAUCUUAACUAUCCAGCACAGAUCAUGUUCAAAUCAACUAAGGUACUUCCUGUGAUGAUAAUGGGUGCCUUUAUUCCUGGAUUAAGAAGAAAAUACCCUCUCCAAGAAUACAUCUCUGCAUUGCUCCUUGUUGUUGGCCUGAUUCUUUUCACUCUAGCAGAUGCCAACACUUCUCCUAAUUUUAGUAUGAUCGGCGUCAUGAUGAUUAGUGGUGCUCUAGUGAUGGAUUCUUUUCUGGGUAAUUUGCAAGAAGCUAUUUUUACCCUGAAUCCUGAAACUACUCAGAUGGAGAUGCUUUUCUGCUCAACUAUAGUCGGGGCACCUUUCCUACUCGUGCCCAUGAUAUUAACCGGAGAGGUUUUCAAGGCCUGGAAAUCUUGUUAUCAGCACCCUUAUGUAUACGGCGUCUUGGUUUUUGAAGCAAUGGCAACCUUUGUAGGUCAAAUUUCUGUCCUAUCAUUGAUAGCUAUUUUUGGUGCUGCCACAACUGCAAUGGUAACAACUGCAAGAAAGGCAGUUACUUUGCUGUUGUCUUACUUGAUAUUUACAAAGCCGCUAACAGAGCAACAUUGCUCGGGAUUGCUGCUUAUAUGCAUGGGAAUUCUGUUGAAGCUUUUGCCUGAAACUAAACCUUCAGUUCGACCUAUGUCAUCUGAUGCCCCAAAGAAGCAAAUUAAAUAUCAUCUCAAAGAGUUUAAGAGAGUAUCAGAAAAAGGAGAAGAUGAAAUAGAAGAAGACAAGAGGCCUCUAGUCUAAGCUUUGAAGCUCUCUCUAGUUCUGGGUAUAAAAUGGUUUUUUAAGAAUUUGAAUUUUGGAUUCUAAUAAAUUCAGUUUCUCCUUGUACAAUAACACCGGGCUUGCAAUCUUGGGCAAUCUUUAUUUAUUUAUUUUUUAUUUAUUUAUUUUGGUAUUAUCAUUGUGCGA